GGCGUGGCACGACAAAGUACCGCUAUGAGAGCUGUCGGUGUUUUGCUGUGCUUUUCUGUGUUUACGGGAGUCUUCAUGGAGGAUAAAGAAGCCCCACGUUUUCAAGCAUGUCUCGGGCUUGAGGUGUAUGAGGGGGCGGAGUCUGUCAUGCUGCCCUGUCAGGUACCAGAGGAUGUUUACCGGGACGCCACUGCAGUGGUUUGGGAUCGCAAGGACCUCAGCAUCCCAACAGUCCAUCUGCGUCUGCAGAGCGGGGAUGAUCUCACGAAACAGAAUGUUAUUUACUUCAACCGAACAUCGAUGAGAGCCGACGCUCUGCAGACUGGAGACCUCAGCCUCACUCUGAGGAACCCCAUAGUCAAUGACACCGGCACCUACACCUGCACCACCCGAAGAUAUGGACAAGAUCAGAGCAAGACCCAUUUGCAACUGAAGGUGGCAGAACGUCCUCCUCCUGGUCCCACUCCUCCUCCAGUCUGGCCCAAAGUUGUCUCGGGUGUCCUGGUUCCUGUGGUUCUCCUGGCUGUUGGCUUUGGUGUCUUCAUGUAUUUUAGAUAUAAAAAGUUAAAGAACAAAGAAGUCGUUCAGGUCACAGCAGAACCAGGUGAUGAGUCCGUUGUGCUGACCUGCAGAAGCACAGUUCAGCCCCUGCCUGAUGGUGCUAAAGUGGAGUGGAAGGACAGAAAUGAGAGGAAGGUCCAUGUAUAUCAGAAAGACUCUGAGCAGGCUGAAAAACUGCACAGACGUUACAGAAACCGAACAGAGAUGAAGAAAGACCCGCAGAAGACUGGAGACCUCAGUCUGACCCUGAAAUACCCCACAAACACAGACAGAGACACCUACACCUGCACCGUCUACGGCAGGGAGGGAAAAGAACUGAUGGAGAAACAGGUGGAGCUGAAAAUCAAAGAGUGUCAGGUGGAGGUGGUGGAGGGGGUGGAGUCUGUCCUGCUGCCCUUCAAAACCACAGAAAACCUGCCUGGAGACAGUGAUGUGGAGUGGAAACGGCAUGAACCCGAAUACAUGAAGGUCUAUGUGUAUGAGAACGGCUCUGACCGGCCUGACAAACAGGACGACCAUUACAGAGGUCGCACUGAGAUGAACACUGACCUGCUGAACACUGGAGACCUCAGUCUGACCCUGGGACACCCCACAGUGGGAGAUAGUGGGAGAUACGCCUGUGAGGUCAACAGCAAGGGGGCCUGGAGAUACAAGAGGGUGUGGCUCACAGUUAAAGGGAGAGAUCAGGUCCAGGAUCAAGCCGAGGACAACAACACUAUUGAAAUGACUCCUCUGAUGGACCAACAAUCAGCUUAAUCUGACUGGUCUGUGAGUCAGAGGGAAAACACCAGUAAUGGACUGAAGGGGAUGAAGAGGGAACGAUGCUGAGUUCCUCCACGUUCUGUGAGGAUGUUUUCUGAGCUGUUCACACACCUGAACCCUGCAGUGACCGUAGCUCAGCUCACUCAUGUAGCAUCAGCUGUUUGAUUUGUUUACCACAUUACCUUAGCACAAACAACACUCAUGAUGUGCAUUUUAUUGUUACUUUAUAGUUUACUUACCCAUAAUGCCCUGGUGUUCAGGUCUCAGCUGUGAUCUGGGUGCUGUUCAGCUGAUGUUUUGACCUCAUGUCUGCACGUUCUGAGCAGGUAGAUUACAGAGCUCCUACAUGUGUGAGGCUUUAGUGUUGGCUGUGUCUGUAAAACUGCACAAAAUAUAAGACAACUAACACUUUAAUAUACAUGUAGCUAAUGAAGUGUACAAAGAAAAAGAACAGAAUGUUUUUGUAAAAUGCUGCUGAAGAGAAAAGAAAUAAACUCCAUCAUCUGUCGCUUUCUGAUGUAUGAAUCAGGUUUGGGUGGAGGGCAUAGAAGAAACUAAUCCUCAGUAAUCUGGGGGAUUACACAGCAUAUUCAGAUUCUGAAUAUGCUGUGGGUGUGGAUGUAGAGAUUGUAGCUCUGAGCUCACGCUGGCUGAUAACGUCUCACCUUCCAAGACUGCUGGCUAACAGCUAACGCUGCAUGAACUCCUGCACAUGGUGAUGUGACGGUGCUGCUGUCCGUGUCCAUCCCGUAAUGACCUCAGUGCAUCAUCCUGUGAUGUUUCCAGCAGGAAAACAAAGCUCAGAUCAGGCAUGACGAUGAGUUCACUGUACUCAGAUGCCUCCACAGUCACAGAUCUCGGUCCAGCAGAGCAUCUUUGGUAGAGUGACAUCCUCUGAGGAUGUUUCCAGGACUGUGAUGAAUCUGUGCCAUUAACAAGCAAGGGAACAGGGCACCGGCAUGGUGUACCUAAUAAAGUGGCCAUCGAGAAUGUGUUUACGCGAUGUCUCCAUCUCAAGUGUCUCCAGCAGGGGGAGCCGUCUGAUCCUUUAUUGUCACAGUGACGUGUCAAAGCGUACACACUCAUGGCCACUUUAUUAGGCACACCUGUUCCACUCCAUGGCAGCAGCUAUGUGCUUGUGUACCUAAUAAAGUGGCCUUGUGUGUGUAUUUACUUGUGCAAAUAAGAGUUCAACGUGCUUUAAAGUUCUGUGAGAUACAGAACCCACAGUCACAGGAAAGGAGCCGAGUGUCUGACACUGUUUGGUUUUACAGAUGAGAGAGAGCACAGAGGGAGAACAUUGUAGUGAAUCUGUGAAGUCAACAUCGAGGCCCCACUGAGAUGAAAGAAGAGCCACUGACAACCACAGACCUCAGUCUGACCCUGAAACACCCCCAUCCCAACCACAGUGGUGUCUACAUCCUUAGACAGAGAAAACUGACUCUGUCAGAGGUCAGUAAACACAUCACAGAGGUCAUUGAGAGGCAGUGCAUGAUGGGAAGAUGAGUGACACAGACUAGAAGCUCUCUCACUGUCAUCUGCUGUGAAAUCACCUCAGCUUGUGUUCCCCGUCCAACAGCACACAUUUACUCUGACACUGAAAGUGAAACUGGGCAGAUGUCAGACUGAUACUACACAUUUCUUUUAAAGGCUGGUGUUUUCUGUAUUAACCGCUGUGGUCAUGUGGUUCAGCGGGGUCAUUUCAUUUCAAUUCAAUUUUAUUUAUAUAACGCCAAAUCACAACAACCGGUUGGGGUGAGAGAAGGAAGACAGGAUAAAGACAUGCUGUGGAAGAGAGACAGAGAUUAAUAAUAAGUGUGAUUCAUUGCAGAGAGAGUCGUGUUCUCCGAGCUGAGACUGUCUCUGGUUUGUCUCCUCUGCUCAAAGCUGCAAACUCCUCAGAGCAGCUCUAAAGCUUCAGAGAGAAGAAGCACUCUAAGAACCCCUAAGGUGGUGUGAAACAUUCACAGCUGGAUGUUUUUAAGUGACUCUUUCACUGACAUCAACACAUGUGAGGUUAACUAUAAAUCUCAGGAGAUGUGUUCUCACUCCUGAGAUGUGUUUACUCCUGUUUAUGGCUGUCACUGACUGAGCCUCUGUAAUAAACCUCAAAGGUCUCCAUGUGUAAAGAAGUCUUUGUGCUGCAGUGAAUCUGACCCUUAAUGUUCUUCUUUAAACGUCAAACAUGUAUAAUAAAGAAAGCUUGUUUAUAUGACCUCCAUAAAAACAUCUGGGUCACAGCAGGUUGAGGUGCCGUCCAUCUCUGAACACUGUAGUUUGAACAUUCAUUAUCAAUGAAAGCUGUUCCUUUGUAAUCCUCCAAACCACCUUUCUAUGACCUCGAUGAGAUCAUCAAGGUCAUCAAGGAAAGGUGGGAUAGGCUGUUGUAGUUUUAUAACUGUGAUGUGUGUGUGGUUGUAAUUAUGCAUACAGGUCUAUGCUGUAGAUUAAACUGGUCCUUAUACCUGAAUUGGCUGUGUACCCCUCACUAAGCUAAUUAAUGAUGUAAGGAUGACUCAUGUGGAGCUGUUUUGCAUAUUUUAAUUUUUUUGAGCAUUUAUUAAAAAGCAAUAAA
Messenger RNA from Oreochromis aureus, 3898 nucleotides. RefSeq lists its product as uncharacterized. Gene Ontology annotation, biological process: positive regulation of T cell proliferation; cell surface receptor signaling pathway; negative regulation of T cell proliferation. Gene Ontology annotation, cellular component: external side of plasma membrane. The transcript has 6 exons. Bases 25 to 1317 code for a protein of 430 amino acids. Lineage: Eukaryota; Metazoa; Chordata; Actinopteri; Cichliformes; Cichlidae. The record is from RefSeq and is a predicted model, not a curated record.